GUUUUGAUAACAAGAAAUUUCGCCCAAAUACAGAAUCACACAUAAAAGGGUCACACAACUUUGGUACAUAGCAAAAAUCGAUAAAAUAUAAAUAAUAACUUUAACUAUUUACUCGGUAAUAAAAUGUGAUUGGGACUGUCGUGCUAUGUUUUGUAUAAUGCAUUAUUAUAUUGAUCAAAAAUUAAAAAAAAGUUCUUCAUUCUGUUAGGCAAAGGAAAUUACGCACAAAAGGACGAAUAUGCAUUCGGUUGGAAUACAUUCUGCUAUGGCUAUUAAGCGCCAGCGUAAAAGAAGAGAUGAACAGAAAAGAGCUCGAGAACGGAGGUAUAGCACUCAAAGCUCCGAGAGUGGCGAAACAUUCCAUUCACCCAGUGGGUCUGUGAGACGCAAAUAUCAUCACCAUCAUGCGGCCAAGCCUGGACCAGGAAUGCUUGACAGCCAGGUUGUCACCAGUAUUGGAAUGCUUCAUAUUGGUAUUGUGUUCAUUGUUUUUGGAGUUUUUCUUAUCGGGGCAGGAAUUAUUCCAGAUGAAACAAUGUCCUGGAAUGUGUUUAGCUCCAGCUCUGCGUGGUGGAAUGAGGUGACUUGCACAGGAUUAUUUUCCCUUGGACUUGGACUAUUUUUGUUAGUUUUGAAUUGCCUCAUAAGUAGAAAGGAAGAGGAGGAUCUCGAAGACUACGUACAACGGCAGCUUACUCGAUCACGUUCUGGGCACCGCCUUGAAAGAGAUGUUGAAACUGGUGUGCUAACCACGCGCCAUGCUCGCAAAGCUGUAGCCUUACAAAAAAGCGGCCGCAAUAACUCGCCCACAGAUGUCGCAGUCGUAAACUGCGCAUCUUCGGAUAACUUAUCUAACGGACCGAUAGUUGGACGUAAUUGUAUGAAUAACUCUGGUGAUAUACUUCUCGAAAAAAUUGUAGAGGAAGAUACUCCCUAUUUAAAUGACAGAAGUGCAGGAAUAUCGCCGAUUGAAAUAGAAAAUGAUACGAAACAGCUGUUAAGAAGGGAGUCUAUUACUGAUGCAAUCAAUAUAACACGAAUAUAGAACACUUACUUACUUAAUUUUUCCUUAUUUACACAGCUUAAAGAUACAUACCUAUGGCGUAUAAUCAACUGCAACAAUUUUUUAAAGACAUUUUAGCUAACUAUUGUUAUGGCCAUUAUACCCACGUGUAUGUCUAUAUUCAAUCAUACAUCCGUCAAAACAUUUAAAUGUUUGAAAAUACUAUAUUAUGACUUUAAG
This is a messenger RNA of Drosophila persimilis, 1243 nucleotides long. RefSeq lists its product as uncharacterized. Bases 239 to 1045 code for a protein of 268 amino acids. The transcript is spliced from 6 exons. Lineage: Eukaryota; Metazoa; Arthropoda; Insecta; Diptera; Drosophilidae. The record is from RefSeq and is a predicted model, not a curated record.